AUCCCACGAUCCAAUAUUCACAUUUCACAACCCUUAUUCCCUUAAUACUCAAUUCUCUGUAAAACCACCCCACAAGAGAAAGAGAAAACAUACCCUUCUUCAACCUUCAGACCAUAUAUUCUCCUGGGUUACAUUGAUAUUUGCAAAUUACAAGGUAAACAUGUGCAUAUGAUAAUUUGCAUUACAACGUCGUUAAUCUGUAAUCGGUAAGUAAAUCCUUUUUGUUUCUAACCAUACGUCCAUACCCAUACCAAUUUUAAAUUUUGUUUUCUAUUCUGUAAAACAUAUGCAUUUUCAUCUUAGGCUCCUUCUAAUCUUCUGCUCCCAACGUAAUGUGUUAACAAAAUCACAUCUUGUAUACAAAUCCCAUAGGGAACAAACUGCGUUUGGGAUUUACUGAUUUUAUUCCCGUGGCCGUUUUCUCCUUCUUGAGCUCAGCUCAGUUGGAGAGUUUAAUUCUUGAGGGCACAUUCUGGGAGCGUUUGCUCAUAUAGUAAGAGUCUUAGAGAGAGGCAUUCAAUUUCGUUUCUGAUGUAUGAGAAUUUUGGUUGAGAUCACAGGAAUUAGAAGGGUGGAUCACAUUUGAAAUGAUUGCAAAAUUUUGAGAUUGAAGAGAGAUAGUAAAAUGGGAAUUUGUGCUUGAUAUCUCUCCUUGCCUUCCAACUGUUUGAUAUUUUGUUUGAGAGAAAAAAAGAGAAAAGUUGACUAGAUUGAUUAACCUAUAACAUUAACUAAUGGUCAAUGGAUAAUGUUCAAGUCUUCAAGAUCCAUUUUGCAUUUAAAAAGACUCCACCUACAAUCAAAAGUCAAAAGAUGAAUCUAAGGGUUGUGAAGGGGAAGAACAGUAUGAUGAAAGGGUGAGCACUCAAAUGGCUGCAAAGUAUUUGCAUUCACUGGCAGAUGAAAAUCCAGAUCUGAGGAAGCAAAUAGGAUGCAUGACAGGUGUCUUUCACAUCUUUAAUCGCAACCAGAUUGUUUCCAGAAGCCAUGGCCAUAGAAGCCUUCCUCAUGGUGGUUUGCUUUCCAACAAUGGGACGCCUGAAAGAGAGUCAAGUGUAAUUUCCCAAAGAAGCCCAAAUAUGGAAAAACAUUCAAAAAAGCAGUAUAUGGAAAAACACAGGGUAUCCACAGAAUCAUAUAAAGAAUCUAUAUCCUCAUGGUCUCCUCCAUCUCCCUUUUCUUAUGUGAAUAGAAGAUCAAAUCCAGAAACUGAUAAAUCAAGUGCUUCUGGACAUCAGAAUCUUGACCUUAGAGAUGUAGUCAAAGACUCAAUGUAUAGAGAAGCCCGUGGGUUAUCACAUAAUGUUCUUGUUGAACUUCAAGAACCCGAUUGGUAUUGUAAUGAAGCUAAUGAAUUUUCAAGAUCAAACUCUUGCCAAUUUAAAGAUGGGUUUUCUAAAAUUUAUCCAAGAUUUUCGUAUGAUGGACAUACAGCAACCCCAAAGCAACUGAAAGAACUUCCAAGACUUUCUUUAGAUAGUAAAGAGAGAUCCAUACGUACUCUUAACUCUAUUUCACUUGUACCCUUUAAACCAUAUGAUUCAAAAUCUAACCUAAAUUCAAGAAACCCUAAUGAAAAAUCCCUGAUUCAGACCAAACCACCCAGUGUUGUAGCCAAGUUAAUGGGAUUGGAAACUUAUCCCAAUUCCACAUCAACCAGCAACAAGGAUCUUGAUUUGUUGUCAAAAUCUUUAAAAAUCCCUAAUUCCACAAGAGAACAGGCAUUUGAAUGUUGGAAAAAUCCCGACAUGAAACCGAUUUCUAGGGUUCCAAUUGAAGCAGCACCAUGGAAGUAUCCACAUGGUGGUCAAAAUCCUCAAAAACAAUCUCCUCGUGUUACUAAAUCCACUUCUGUUUACAGUGAAGUGGAUAAAAGAUUGAAGAAUCUUGAGUUUUUAGAAUCUGGAAAGGAUCUCAGAGCUCUUAAACAGAUAUUAGAGGGAAUGCAAGCUGUGGAAGCAAGAAAAGGCGAAAGAGACAAUACAGUUGAUCAUCAAAGGCCACCAUCUAAGAAUGUUUCAACUGGUCAAGAAUCACAUAUUGUCAUCAUGAAACCAGGAAAGAUUAUUGAAAAGGGUUUUAUAAAUAAUAAUAGCAAUAAAAAGGUUAAAGAUCCAAAUACUGAAAUUACAGAUUCUUCUUGUAAACCAAGAAAGCAAUCAGAGUGUAGGUCUCCUAAUAGGAGGAGGCAGAGUUGUAGUUCAACACAAGAGAAAUCAACCUUGAUUGUGAAAGUGGAUGAAUCAGAAUAUCCAAGUCCAGAUUCUGUUCUUGAUGAUUCAGUCUAUAUGGAUAAUUCACCUUCACCUGUGAAGAAACAGACACCAAAUACCCAAAAAGAUUAUCCUAAACAAAAGCGUGAAAAACUUAAGAAAAUUGAAGAUUUGGUUGAAAAACUUAAGAGACUAAACUCCAGCCACAAUGAAGCUCACACAGAUUACAUUGCAUCACUAUGUGAAAACACAAACCCUAACGACAGAUACAUUUCAGAAAUCAUGUUAGCUUCUGGACUCCUUCUUCGAGACCUUGAAUCUUUUGAGUUUCAUUCCUCUGGUCACCCGAUUAACCCGGAGCUGUUCUUGGUGUUGGAACGAACCAAAUUUGGUAAUUUACAGAAAGAGAAGUUUCACAGGAAGCUAAUCUUUGAUGCUGUUAAUGAGAUUCUUGUGGAGAAGUUAAAUUCGGUUUCAUUGAUUGUUCAGAAUCCUCGAGAGCUUUUGAGGGAGGUGUGUUUGGAGAUAGAAGAGAUGCGGGUGGAGAAGAAAGGUGAAAGGUGUGAUGUUGGGAAGGAGGAGGAGGAGGAGGAGGGGGAUGAGUUUAAGAGGAUUUUGAGGGAGGAUAUUGUGAGGCGGCCGGAAAAUUGGAGGGGGUUUUAUGGUGGAUGUCCGGUGGUGGUUAUGGAGGUCGAGUGGUUGAUUUUUAGGGAUUUGGUUAACGAAUUGGUUGUGAUGGAAAGUGAAGCUUAACUUGUUAUUGAAGUCACCACCUGUGACUUUUUCCGGCGGGAAUUUGUUAGUGUAGGGAAGAAGACUGUUAAUUUGUUAAUACUUUUGCAACUCUAAAAUUAAAAAUCGGUGAUCAAAAUUACCGAUCUUGUGCGGAAAAGUGUGAGUGAUUAAGGACCGAUGUGUUUGACCAGUCCAUGAUUGAUUAUUAUAAAUAAGCAUUAUUUAUUGAAUUAUAUAAUAAACGUUACAUACAUUAUCAA
Lactuca sativa (garden lettuce) is the source of this 3208-nucleotide messenger RNA. RefSeq names its product protein LONGIFOLIA 1. Gene Ontology annotation, biological process: regulation of monopolar cell growth. The record is from RefSeq and is a predicted model, not a curated record. Lineage: Eukaryota; Viridiplantae; Streptophyta; Magnoliopsida; Asterales; Asteraceae.